UUUUUAUAAUAAUGGCUGUCUCAGCAAUGAUUAAAUCAUCUACAAUAUAUAAAUUAAACAAUGUAUUAUUAAAAGACUAUAAAAACGUAACAUGACGCUGUGUGAAGACAAAGAAAAUAAUUUAAUUAGUGCUGUGAAUCCGUACAGAUAGUAUAAAGCAACAAGUAAGUAAUGAAAAUAAUUGAAUAUGGAGGAAUGUUUGAUGGGCUUAAAACCCCCAGAACCUCUUACAAGACUUGAGGCUGAAGAUUUUAUAAAAUGGAAGGAAAAAUUAAAAAUUUCUAGAAAAAUAUCAGGUAAUAAUAAUGAGCCUGAAGACAUACAGGUGGCCAUAUUGUCAUAUUGUAUGGGAGAAUUGUGUAUCGAAAUUACGUACACAGUACGUUUGAUCUCAACGAAAGAACAAGAAAACAAUUAUGAAACGGUAAUGGAAAGGUUUGUACAACAUUUUGAUGACCUAUGACCAAUGAAAAUGUGAAUUGUCACAUAUUCAAGGCACGAAAUCAAAAACAAGAUGAUUUCUAUACCAACUAUUUGACAGAGCUACAGAAAUUAUCGCAACACUGCAACUUCGGUGAACUAAAAGAAAGAAUGAUCAAAGAUAGAAUUAUUGCAGCAAUAAACGAUUCAAAAUUAAGAAAUAGGUUACUAAUGGAAAACCAACUCUACUACUAAUCUCAUGAAGGCAAUAAAAAUGUGUAAGAUUGUGGAAAAUACGAAAAAACAGAUUAAACAAAUGGAAAAUCAGGUAGAAGACAGUCAAGAAAUGAAUUUAGUCAAGAAGAAUGAAAGAAAAAUGGUGAAUCAGUCAUCAGUGUAAUUAAAAAAUGAAAAUAUGAGAAAAAAUUGGAGUAGAAAUAACAGAUUGCAUAAUGAACAAGUGAAUAGUAACAAGAAAACAACAAAUUUUAUAUCAUGUCAGCGGUGUGCGGUGAUUAUAUCAAUCAUGAUAGAAAGAAUUGUCCAGCGUAUGGGAAAACAUGCUUAUAUUGUGGAAAAUUUCCAGAGGGUACAGCGAGGAGAUGGACCUGGUUGUGUACUACACCCAAACAGGUGGACCUCCUCUCGAUUUUGUCAAUAAUUUUAUGAUCGCAGAGGCCUCCCGGUCCACACGGUCCAACGACGCCGGCUGCCGACAAAAUCCUGACUGACCGUAAUGUCCUCGUGAUCCCGGAGCUGUACAUCAACGCUGGCGGUGUCACUGUCACCGUCACCGUCACCGUCACCGUCACCGUCACCGUCUCAUCGCUCGAAUGGCUCUAGAAACUCGAUCACGUCUCGUACGCACGUGUCACAUUCAAAUACGAACGCGAGUCCUGGUAGUUGGACAUCUGCUGGUAUGCCCACUGCACACUGCACACUGCACACUGCACUGCGGCCGCGUCGUGCAUCGUGUUCCGUUGCGAGCUGCGUCGUGCUGCGUCCGGCGUCUCGUCUUCGGCUGUGAUUUGAGUUGGUGACGGCUGCACUCUGUACUGAUUUUAAAAUGUAUUGAUAAGUUAUUCAACCUUGAUGUCACUGUCCAACAUCUGCAAGACACAGGGGUCGGACGUACAGUGAAUGCACUGUGGGAACAUCCAGGUGAUGUAGGCGAGGCCUCCCAAGCUCUGGUCUAUAAAUGGAAGUGCAUGGUCGCAGCUGAGGAGUGUAAAAGUGGAGAAUAUCAACGUGAAAAACAUAAUUACAAUUAUAAAAACGAUGGCCAAAAGUAUAAUAAAAAAGUGAAUGGCAACUAUAGUGGAACCAAAAGAAAAUAUCGAAGCAGUGAGGAUGAAGAACAUGAUAUAAAGAAGAAGAGAAGCUCUGCCUCUAAUGGAGAUUAUUAUAACGGAAAAUGUGAUGUAAAAAUAAAAUCAGAGCCAAAAAGCGACAGUGAUCUUAACAGAGAGCAUUCAAACGGCGAUGAGACUGAUUUUAAAAUAUCUCAAUUGUCUGAAGAAGAGGUAAAAUUGAAGCCAUCCUCUAAACGUUCACACGACAAAUGCACACAUGAUAAAAAAGAGUGUACAUCUAAAAAGUCACGUAAUUCCGACAAAGAUUCGAAACGUAGUAAUGAAAAUAAAAAUAAACAUGACGCUCAGAAGUCAUCUCCGCAGGAGAAAUCUCACACCGCACAUAAGCACAGCAAUACACAUGAAAGUAGCUCUGCAACAACAGCGAAACAUAAAUUGGACCACAGUUCGCUCGAGAAGAAACAAACGGAUGAAAAGAAAUCAUCAACAAGACACCAUAGUAGUUCUGAAAAGCAUAGAUCUUCUUCACAAAGUGCUGAUAGUGGAUCUGAUAAACACAGAAGUUCAAGUCGGUCUCACAGAUCUGAUAAAGAGAAGCACAAAAGUUUAUCAGAGAGAGAAAAUAGCAUUAAACACAAGAUAAAAGAGAGUAACAGUAGUAGUUCUAAAGAAAAACAUAGUUCCUCUAGUAAGGAGAAGUCAAGAGAUGGAAGCAGCUCCUCAAAAGAAAACUCGGAUAGUAAGAGUGGAAAACUCUGGAAUGAAAGUAGAUCUAAACGUGGUGACAAUAAAAGUAAACAUGAGAAACACAAGUGUAGCAGCAGCUCGUCCUCUCACAGGAGCAGCGAGUCGAGCAGUAGUCCAUCAGAAGAAGAUGUACCAAAGAAAACAAAUCAUGUAAACAACAGUGAAGACGGCAUCGACUGCAGCUCAGGUGCUAGUUUUGCUGAAGCCCUAGGAAUGUUAAGUUCAGCAAAACCUAAAAAGAAAUCCCCAACUGUUAAAGAAACUCAAUCGCCCAAUUCAAUAACUAAUGAUGUAGGCCCGGCCGCCCUUCUGGCGCCGAAUGCCAAGCUAGCACCACUGUCUGCUUUCGAAAUUUCUGCUUUGUCAAAAAUAUCACCGAACUACAAGCCGAGGCCGCCGCCUAAACCGCUGUCACAUUUCACUGAUGAAGAGGCCAUGAGCGCCAUAAUAUCGUCUAAAAACCAAAGAACUAAAGUAUACUCCGGUAAUAAAGUAAUGGGAAAAGUUCCAACGCUGUACGUGAUGUGUGUUCAUCUUCUACAGGAGCACAUUGAUGGCCUCAAGUACACGGGCGGCGUGCCAUAUGAACUCUUGAAGCCCGUCGUAGACAAGGCAACCCCUCAGCAACUCUUCGUACUGGAACACUUCAAUCCAUAUCUUAUGGAGGACACUGCCCAGUUGUGGCAGAAAUACUGCGAGAAGCACUUCAGGAAACAACAACGACACGAGAUGGAGACGUGGAGGGAAAUGUACAUUCGAUGCCAAAAAGAGCAAGAGCAUAAAUUAAAAAAGUUGACAGUGAAUAUUAAAAAAGCGCAAGAAGCGAAGAAAGCGCCCGUUAAACAAACAAAGAUGGUUUACUGUGAUACUGUUGUGAAAGCACCUCGGAACAUGGCACGGGCGGCUGCUGCCAGUCCAGCAGCACGGGUGGCAGCCCUGGCCACACCGCUCACAAUUCGCGCCGGAAGCGGCCGAGCCUCGUCCUCGGCCUCGCCUUCCCCUGCGUUCAAACCCAAGAAAGCGCCUCUCAUGCAAAAAGUUCUGAAAUUGAUGCGAGGCCGCACGCGAUCAUAGACUACGUCCACUACUUGUGUUGUGUAACAGUGCUAGAAGAUAUAUUGUCAUUUUAUACACACUGUCAAUUCUAUCUUAUAUUGAACCGGUCCAAUGUUUGUUCCUUGUAAACUAAAUAUACGUACCAAGUGUACGUGAAUAUAUAUAUAUAUACAUGUGUAAAAUAGAACAAAUUGGAUUGUAUCAAAAUGUAUAGAACUUGAGCUUUAGAUAUGUAAGUAGUGUAAUUGGGCAUCACGAGCUACAUUGUUGCUUGUUUGUAAAUAAAUUGUAAUAUAAUUAUUAGUUUAUAAUUGUAUAUCGUUGGAUCUCGAGUCUGUGUGAUCCUUCUCCUAUAGUUAGUCAUUACAUUAGAUUUAUUGCAAUGUUGUAAUGAACCGAACGUGCACAGCGCGACCCUGUGAUAUGUUGGAAACAUAAAUAUUUUGUGAUGUAGAUGUAUAUAUAUUGUGUCGUGUACAAUAUAUUGUUAUACAUUGCUUUGUUACAAGUAUAAUUACAUAAUGAAUACAAUCAAUAUAAAUGGUGUUCGUGUUCAUUACACAUCGCAUCUGUUUCAGAUCAAAUUAAUAGGAUCCCUAUUGGUUUGAGCUGAACAUUUUUACUUUUAGUAUUAGGCCGUUUACUUGUGCUGUGUUAAACGAAAUAGAUGUAUGGAUCUUUUGAUUAAUAAAAUAAUACGCUUCGUCGCUUUAA
This is a messenger RNA of Galleria mellonella (greater wax moth), 4250 nucleotides long. Its product is annotated as transcription elongation factor B polypeptide 3-like. Gene Ontology annotation, biological process: transcription elongation by RNA polymerase II. The record is from RefSeq and is a predicted model, not a curated record. The coding region runs from base 1629 to 3554 and encodes 641 amino acids. The transcript is spliced from 10 exons. NCBI's taxonomy places the organism in Eukaryota, Metazoa, Arthropoda, Insecta, Lepidoptera, Pyralidae. Gene Ontology annotation, cellular component: elongin complex; nucleus.